GCUGCGAGCGAACGAGCGAGGAGUUGGCGCUCCUGCUGAGCCAGCCAGCCGGGCGGACGCGGCCAGCGCCAUGGACUCGGACUCCGGCGAGCUGAGCGACGGCGACCUGGUGCCGGCGGCCGGUCCUGAGAGUUUUAGUUCAAAGAGUCUUGCACUGCAAGCCCAGAAGAAGAUCUUGAGCAAAAUGGCGACCAAGACCAUGGCUAACAUGCUGAUCGAUGACACGAGCAGUGAAAUCUUCGACGAGCUGUAUAAAGUGACGAUAGAGCACAUGAAAAACAAGAAAGAAGCCCACAAAAUCAUGAAGGACUUGAUCAAAGUCGCCAUCAAAAUCGGGAUUCUCUACCGCAACAAUCAGUUCAACCACGAAGAGCAGGAGCUGGUCGAGAAGUUCCGCAAGAAGCUGAACCAAGCGGCCAUGACUAUCGUCAGCUUCUACGAGGUGGAGUACACGUUUGACAAAACUGUACUUUCGGGACUCCUGCACGAAUCCAAGGACCUGGUGCACGAACUGGUGGAACGGCACCUGACAGCCAGGUCUCACGCUCGAAUCAACAACGUCUUCAACCAUUUUGCAGAUGUGGAGUUCCUGACCGCCCUUUAUAGCCUUGAUGGGGAAUGCCGCCCACACCUCAAAAAGAUCUGUGAUGGAAUCAACAAACUACUUGAUGAGAAAAUCCUUUGAAACUUCACUUUUCGUCUGAAAGACUUAAGAGAUGCAAACUGAGAAUGUGGGUCAGAAACGCAAGAACAGACUUCCUUUCUGUAAUCGCAAAACAGAACAUCUCUAUUCCAGAUCACUCAGCAUUCAGUUUGUACAUGGAAAACAAGACAGGAAACCAGUCACACAGUGAACUUGUGCCCACAGAUAGCUUUUUAGGAUGCAGGGCAGUUUGUUAUGCAAAAUCACGAUGUAUCAUGACCUCUUUACUGCUAUGCUGGGGUUAGAGUUUGAUGCCUCUUCCCAAACCUUCUGCCCCAGAAGCCUGAUAUCCAUGUCAGGGAUGAAAAGAGCCCAUGUGUAUAUCUUGGAGAAGAAUGAAUCCAUACAGUUUUGAUGAAGAGAGGGUCCCUGAAGGUCCUCACAAUGGCAGAUCUCCUGCUGUACACACAAUCCAAGAUCAGGAAUGAACAUAAUUUUGUUGGCCAGAUGCAACACAAGCACAACACGGUGGUUUUUGAAGGCUUUUUUGUUUUCUACGGAGGAAUACUAAAGUGCAGGCACCAGGAAGAUGGUGCGGCUUUUACUUCCCAACCUUUCCACAUUGCCCAAGCUAUUCCCCAUUACUGGUUUUAGCCUCAGUACUGGAGAGUCCGCCGUUAGAGUAGCUCUCCAUGGGUGCUUCUCUACUGCAGCCCCAAAUGCACCAUGAGAUGGGCAGUUUCAAUGCGGGCAAACAAUUUAAGGGCACCCUUAAAUCAUAGCGAAGCAGCAGCAACACCAGGAUUUUAACUUUCUUAUUCCACUGGUUUUCAAUACAGUUGCCAGGUCCCUUCGUCACUCCAGCGGGGGGAUAUGGGGGGCGUUCCGAGGGUGGGCAGGGAUGCCCCAAGUCCUGCCCCCAAGAGCGGCCACCUGCCCAGC
Molecule: messenger RNA, 1585 nt
Organism: Gekko japonicus
Lineage: Eukaryota; Metazoa; Chordata; Lepidosauria; Squamata; Gekkonidae
Gene: TNFAIP8L3
Product: TNF alpha induced protein 8 like 3
Exons: 2
Coding region: 71-685 (204 amino acids)
Biological process (GO): regulation of apoptotic process
Cellular component (GO): cytoplasm
Source: RefSeq, a predicted model, not a curated record